AUGACAGCAGCAUCCAGAGCGGAGACGGGGAGAGUUGUGCAGCGUGACAUGGAUGACAUAGCAAAAGAGUGUGGUCAGGAAAAAGAAGCCACAAUACUGAAGGAUAUAGAAGAGUGCAGAAAGAGGGACACGGAUAUAACAGAAUCACCCGUUGGAAAGCCAUGGAGAAACCCUGGUGCAAACAUUACAGAUUACUUCAACUAUGGCUUCACUGAGGAGUCUUGGGAGGCUUACUGCAAAAAACGGAAAGAAAUGAAAAAGGCUAUAAAAAAGAUGGUGGACAGAGACAGACGAAAUCAAGAGAAGCAUAAUCGACCUUCCACUGCCUCUGACAUAUGCCGUUUAUUUCCCAGGCUGAAGAUGCCUGGUCUAUGUCUGGCCUGCAGUCGUCAUGACUCAAGAAAAAGUUCAAACCAGGAUCUGAGGAUCAACCAGAGCAGAAAGGCUUCAUCAUCUGCAGAGGACAGAGCUACUCGUCUGUUCCCUUCACUUGGUUCCAUGUGUCCCCCUGAUCUCUAUUCAAGAAGACCCGCACUAAGACCACUUGAGAGUGUGAACAGCCGCGUCAGGAGCCGGCACCGCAUGGAGAGCAGGGAAGAGCAGCAUAAAGAAAAUGAGCAGAGGAGAAGGAACUACAAGGCUACAACCAGCAGCAACACCGGGCACAAAAAAGUGAGGCGGGAUAAGGAGCGGGACAGACGUAUAAGAAAGGAGACCAGAGAUGGAACAAAGGGAAGGAGACAGUCAAGGAGACAUCCCCUGCCCUAG
Knipowitschia caucasica is the source of this 768-nucleotide messenger RNA. NCBI's taxonomy places the organism in Eukaryota, Metazoa, Chordata, Actinopteri, Gobiiformes, Gobiidae. The record is from the annotation of a GenBank genome assembly.